CAUAGAUAGCCAUUGGCAUUCUUACAUCUCCUUCUUCUUCUUCAAGUCAGGAUUAUCCAUUUCAAUAAGAAACCACAUUACUUCUGAUAUGCAUUUACAAAACGCAUAUUCCUUCUCAACAACAACAACAACAAAACCAUAAGAAAUCUCUGCGAUUCAAAAUUUCCUCAUAUAAAAACCCUCACCCUCCCACAAUUAUCUCCACUCAACAAUGGCGGAACAAGCACCAUCAGAUUUGCCCUACGAAGAAUUCGAACCUUUCUGCGAAUGGAAAAGGCUCGAAGACUCCGAUGUUCUUCAGGUUCAUCUCGCAGAAUUCAAGAAGGAAGAAUUGAGGGUUCGGAUCAAGAACAACUCCGUCCUUACACUUUCCGGCGAGCGCCUAGCAGCCGAAGACUGGAAGAAGAUCCGUUUCAACAGUGAAAUCAAACUCCCAAAGGAUACACUUCCAGAUCAAAUCCGUGCCAAAUUCGGCGACUCUGUUCUUUCGAUUACGAUGCCGAAGAAGAAAGCCUCACCAGCCUCCAUUGAUAAUGCUUGCCCUAGAAACUUCAUAUCCGGAGUAAAAUCUUCAUUAGCAAGGUUGAAAUUUAGCAAGGAAUCGGCUGUGGCUAUGGCGGUUGCGGGACUCAUUCUGGCCUCGGGAGCUUACUACUUGAUAGAAAACGCUGCGGAUUGAUUUCUGUAAUUCCUGUUAUUAUUUUUUAGGGCUAAAUUAAUAAAUUAAUUCUUUUAACUUAGUACUUUAAUUAACCUAAACUUUUUUUAAAAAAAAAUUAAUAAUACAUUUAUUGUUAAAUUA
Molecule: messenger RNA, 802 nt
Organism: Cucurbita pepo subsp. pepo (vegetable marrow)
Lineage: Eukaryota; Viridiplantae; Streptophyta; Magnoliopsida; Cucurbitales; Cucurbitaceae
Product: 17.8 kDa class I heat shock protein
Source: RefSeq, a predicted model, not a curated record